GGGAACAGCCUGGUUUGAAUUUUGCUUGCACAUCGAAACAAACCCCGCCAAAUUACAUCUAUACCCAUAACAGUUCCACCAUCACGCACUCUAUUUAUCAACUGCAACAAGGACAUAACCGUCAUUCCAACCUAUACAUCAAAACCAUCACCGUUACCGUAGCAAAAAACCACCCACCGGAGCCAAAUCUUCUAUUCCUCUCCAUUUCCCUCUCUCUAAACCAGAUCCGAACAACAACCUAAUCCUAACCCUAAUCCUGAAUCGAAUUUCACAAUUCGAUUCGAAUUUCGCGAAUCGGUAUGGGCGAUUUCAACCUCGCCCUCGUGAUCGUAGCAAUAGUGGUUUGUGUGAUCGUGUUCCUUGUCAAUGUGUACCUUCUCGUGAACUACCAGCAUCCUGAUGACGUUAACCAGGCUUACUUCCCCAAAUUCGUCGUCGUUUUGGGACUAUCGGUGGCCGCAAUCUCUAUACUUAUGCUUCCCGCCGAUGUGGCGAACCGGCAAGCUUGCCGGCACGCUAUUUACAAUGGCGCGUGUAAUCUCACGCUUCCGAUGAAAGACCUUUGGCUCGCUGUUUACAUCAUCGAUGCCAUUCUCGUCUUCUUCAUCAUUCCGUUCGCAAUGUUCUACUACGAAGGCGACCAGGACAAGAGUAUUGGUAAAAGGAUUAAGAGUGCAUUGUGUUGGGUGGUGACGACUGCUAUAGUGUGCGCUCUUGUUCUGGGUAUUUUGUAUGGGGUUGUUGGUAAGGUGGAUUUUACGGUUAGGCAUCUUUCUUCAUCAACAAGUUCAUUUCCUAGCUCAUGGGGACUCAGUAGUGGUCAACAAUGUGUUGGAAGUGGUGCCCAUCAGUGCUCAGCAUACUCUGCUAGCCCUUCAUCAGAGAAAACAUGGACUAUGCGUUCAACCUUUCCAGAAUAUGUUGUAGCUCUUGCUACUAUUGUUGGAUCUGUGCUUUUUGCUAUAUUUGGUGGUGUUGGUAUUGCUUGUCUUCCGCUAGGACUUAUAUUUUCAUUUAUCCGACGUCCAAAGGCUGUUAUCACUCGCUCACAGUAUAUCAAGGAAGCAACUGAACUUGGUAAAAAAGCAAAAGAGUUGAAAAAAGCAGCUGAGGCACUCCAUCAGGAAGAAAGAAGUGGUGCAAAGGGUAGAAAAUAUCGUAAAAAUGUAAAGGAAGUAGAGAAGGAGUUGUUUCAAUUAGAAGAAGAUGUAAAACUUCUUGAAGAGAUGUAUCCACAAGGGGAAAAGGCUGAGACAACAUGGGCACUAACAGUUCUUGGUUAUCUGGCAAAACUUGUUUUCGGAAUUCUAGGGCUGAUUGUUUCAGUGGCAUGGGUUGCUCAUAUUAUUAUCUAUCUAUUAAUUGAUCCUCCCCUUUCUCCUUUCCUGAAUGAAGUUUUCAUCAAGCUAGAUGAUGUCUGGGGUCUGCUUGGCACAGCUGCGUUUGCAUUUUUCUGCUUCUACCUUCUCCUUGCUGUGAUUGCUGGUGCCACGAUGCUUGGUUUGAGACUAGUUUUCAUCACUAUACAUCCCAUGAAGUGGGGAGCAACUCUCAUGAACUCUUUUCUGUUUAAUGUGGGCCUUAUCCUUCUUUGUUCCAUUAGCGUGAUUCAGUUUUGCUCCACUGCAUUUGCCUACUAUGCCCAAGCAACUGCUGCCCAGGAAAUAUUUGGUCACACUUUGGAGUCUCUUCGUGGAAUUAAAUAUUUGUACAAGUACAAUGUAUUUCAAAUUGCAUUUGUUGUUUUGGCCGGAUUGACCUUUGUGUAUUAUGCUGCCUUUGGAUGGAGAAGAAAAAAGCCUAGCGGCAGGUUCCAAUUGUCUACAUGAGGCGUGGCGUAGCCCUGAGGAAUAGUCUCUGAAAGUAGCUGUUGGGGGUUCCUUGUCUCUUGUCAUAUCCUUGACAAUGGUUUUUAUCUUUGGAUGUGCUGAGGCCUGGAUUUGUUUCAUGUUAGAAGCUAUAGGGUAAGCUGAUCAUCAACUGAGUAGAGAAUCAUUGUAUGCAGUCCACUCAUCAGAUGGGUUCUUGAGCUACAACUUCGGGUCUUUGCUUCUUUUGUUGCCCGUGUAUGUAUCACUAUUUUCUUUGUUUGAUUUGUGUCAUUAAUUCUGCUCAAUAUAUAUGUAAUUAAAUAUACUGUUGCUUGCGCGGAAAGAGUACUGGAUUACCACAAUACUACGAGGUUAUGCAACCCUUGCAAAAGAGAAAAUUGUACCAGCAGUUUUUGUUUUUUUUUUAUGUUCAUGUUUGUGUAGCUCAUUCUUUGUGUAAUAGAUUUCUAAGGAUAGGAACUUCUGGGCCUUUCAGAAUGUGUAUUACCGUUUUCAAGUCUUUUGCAUCUGAUGUUGAAAAUUGUUGAUUA
Molecule: messenger RNA, 2362 nt
Organism: Cicer arietinum (chickpea)
Lineage: Eukaryota; Viridiplantae; Streptophyta; Magnoliopsida; Fabales; Fabaceae
Product: LIMR family protein At5g01460
Source: RefSeq, a predicted model, not a curated record